This is a messenger RNA of Macrosteles quadrilineatus (aster leafhopper), 955 nucleotides long. Its product is annotated as peptidoglycan recognition protein 4-like. The transcript has 4 exons. Bases 343 to 933 code for a protein of 196 amino acids. Lineage: Eukaryota; Metazoa; Arthropoda; Insecta; Hemiptera; Cicadellidae. Gene Ontology annotation, biological process: peptidoglycan catabolic process. The record is from RefSeq and is a predicted model, not a curated record. Gene Ontology annotation, molecular function: zinc ion binding; N-acetylmuramoyl-L-alanine amidase activity.
GUAUAUAAUAAUAAGUUUGACUAAGCGAGGGAUACAUACGUGAGUGGAAUGUUGAUUUAAAUAUACUAACGUCUCCAUUUAUUUGAGGAACACCUUAACACAUCAAGGAAGUUCAACACUUGCUGCGACAACCUUAAGUUGUUUAAUGCCUCAUAAAGUCAACUUGAAAUAUUUAGAAAGAACUCACCUACCAAACCUGAUAGAUCUUCUCAUUAUCAAAGUAACCAAUAGCAACCACACAAAUUGGAGAAUUUGCCAACUCAAGUCUUAUCAAAGAUAACAAAACUAUUUAACACUUUCUAACUGAUACAAAGUUUCUUCCCAAAUACCUAUAGCUGAGUCAUGGCAUCAGCUCUCAAGGAACAGUUAGCAUCAAGAUUUGUCAAGGAUGGUUCUUCUUCUGAUAUUCUGACUACAGGUCGCCAAGGUUCAAGGAAUGACAAGGAGCCAAGAGAGGGAGAUCUUAUUGGAGAUGAAGACAGUGCUCGGCACAUGAGAUGGAGGGAACAUUGGAACGCUAAAACUCCAGUGACGGAACUGAAACCUAUGUCAAAACCAGUACAUACAGUGAUACUGACAUACACAGACAGUAACCCGUGCCAAGGGGUUGACGAGUGUGAUAUGGCAGUGAGACAGCUGCAGGACAACUAUCAGCAGAACCUUAAUCUACCCGACAUACCGUACAAUUUCCUGGUCUCAACGGAUGGUAACGUAUAUGAAGGUAGGGGGUGGGACUACAGACCUUUUGUUCCGAAAAAGGCGUUCCCAAGACUAAGGGGUUCAAGAAUAGUCAUCGCUCAAAUCAACGUAAAUUUUGACGAUUCAAUACUACCACCAGCAGACAGUGCUACUUGGGAUCUUAUACAGUUUGGUAUAAACAACGAUUUCAUCCAUUCAGAGGCAAAAAAGAUCGUUUCAGCUCCAUGGAUUUAAUAAAACUUUUUACUAUUAACAA